Caenorhabditis sp. 36 PRJEB53466 is the source of this 1497-nucleotide messenger RNA. The record is from the annotation of a GenBank genome assembly. Lineage: Eukaryota; Metazoa; Nematoda; Chromadorea; Rhabditida; Rhabditidae.
AUGCUCAAAAUUUUGAAAGGACAGGAUCAAAUUCGGCGGAUCAUUGUGUGCGAGGAGUCCGGAAACGCUUCGUCUCUUCCGCUACUUCUCCACUUUCUCUCCACAACCUCCAGUUCAAACCAGAAAGUGGCUAUCGUCUCCAGUAGAUUCACAGAGACUAAUUACAAGUGAGUAUUCCCGGUAGCAGUCGGUCUGGAAUCUUACAAGUCUAGAAUAAUUACUCGAAAAUUCUCGCGAAGACAUAUUGCUCGGAAACUUUAUUUUUUCGCGAAUUGCGUGUGCGUUUCUCAGGGAACUCGCAAUUAAUUGUGCCCUAUAUUCAGGCUGUAAAAAAAAUAAUUUUUUCCGUUUUUUUACGUCAAAAACCCAAUUCAGCGAUGUAAAAAAACGAAAAAAAAACUGGACUUUUGAACCACUAAGUCCACUUGCAAUAUUCCGAGCAGACCCAAACUUUGCAGGAUUGUUGGACUUGGAUUGCGGGCCAUUGGGUCCAAAUUUCAGCCCGAUCGGAUCGUCGGGUCCCGAGAUAUGUGGAUCAUUGGCCGAUUUUUUCCAAAAAGCCCGGGCUUCCGGCCAAUUUCGGCCAAUGAUCCACAUUUCUCGGGACUAAAUAAUCCGAUCGGGCUGAAACUUGGUCCCAAUAUGCUUCAACCCAUGUUCAAGAAGCCUGCAAAAUUUGGGUCCGAUUGGAAUAUUGCAUGUGGUUCAAAAGCCCAGAUCUAGGGCCGGCCAACGAAAAGUCCGUGCCGGCCAAUUGCCCAGCUCUGAAUCUCAGUAAAUUUGCAAUCUAAUUAGGGCGGUUGUAAACGCGUAUUAGCUAGCUAUUUAGAUUGAUAAAGCUUUCCCUGAGUCAGACUGGUGAACCCGAGGACUACGGGUAAAAUUGUUACGUUCUAACCAUAAAUAUUAAUUUUCAGAUUGAUCUGCUCAAAAGCUGGUGUUCGCUGGGAUCCAUCCAAAAUCACAUUCUCCGAUGUUUUGCAGCCUUUCGGAUAUUUGGAUGUGACCGCAAAUCAAUUAAUGGAGCAAAUUCGCAGUGUAAAUAAAAAUUGUCAAAAAAUUACAGUAAUUUCAACUCAAUUUUCAGAAUAUCACAGAGUCUAACCCGUGCGCCGUUCUUUUUGACGACUUGUCAAUUUUAGAACAGUUUGGAGCAAAAUCAGUUGAAGUUGCUGUUUUCGUCCAUGAAAUGUACACUCUGCUGAGUAAUGUGUCUCCGGAACACGCUCUUGUUUUCGCCUCAUUCUCCAUUCCUACAAACACGAUAUCCCUACUUCGAAGUAGAUGUAAUGUCUUAAUUCAUCUGAAUCCAGUCGGGCAUGGAUUCGGAAAAGAAGCGUCGUCGAAGGUAACGAAAAUAUUGAAAGAAAAACUUUAUAAUACUUCGAUUUUCAGGCAGUACUCACAAUCCGAGAUUCUGAUCUUCGCACGACAAAAAAAGGAAUUCUUCUCUCUGGUGAAAGAGCGAUCAAUGGAACGUGGAUCACAGUUGAUUAA